Pelodiscus sinensis (Chinese soft-shelled turtle) is the source of this 1759-nucleotide messenger RNA. The record is from RefSeq and is a predicted model, not a curated record. Lineage: Eukaryota; Metazoa; Chordata; Testudines; Trionychidae.
AUGGUAUAUUCAGAGGGGCUGGUAUAUUCAGAGGCCGAGGGGCUGGUAUAUUCAGAGGCUGAAGCACUGGUAUAUUCAGAGGGGCUGGUAUAUUCAGAGGCCGAGGGGCUGGUAUAUUCAGAGGCUGAAGGAUUGGUAUAUUCAGAGGCCGAGGGGCUGGUAUAUUCAGAGGCUGAAGCACUGGUAUAUUCAGAGGGGCUGGUAUAUUCAGAGGCCGAGGGGCUGGUAUAUUCAGAGGCUGAAGCACUGGUAUAUUCAGAGGGGCUGGUAUAUUCAGAGGCCGAGGGGCUGGUAUAUUCAGAGGCUGAAGCACUGGUAUAUUCAGAGGGGCUGGUAUAUUCAGAGGCCGAGGGGCUGGUAUAUUCAGAGGCUGAAGGAUUGGUAUAUUCAGAGGCCGAGGGGCUGGUAUAUUCAGAGGCUGAAGCACUGGUAUAUUCAGAGGGGCUGGUAUAUUCAGAGGCCGAGGGGCUGGUAUAUUCAGAGGCUGAAGCACUGGUAUAUUCAGAGGGGCUGGUAUAUUCAGAGGCCGAGGGCCAGGAGGAAGCACAAGCCAUCGAUCAGGAGCUCUUCACGGACAUGGAGCUGGCGGGGCUGAGCUGUGCCACGGCCAUUGCCAAGGCCUACCCACCCAGCUCCUUCACCAAAAGCCAGCCCACGGUGCUGAUUGUCUGUGGCCCGGGGAAUAACGGAGGCGACGGCUUGGUCUGUGCCAGGCACCUGAAGAUGUUUGGCUACGAGCCGACAAUAUUCUACCCCAAGCGGCCCAGUAAAGCGCUCUUUGAAGGGCUGACGACUCAGUGCCAGAAGAUGGACAUCCCCUUUCUCUCAGAGUUCCCGGCGGAGGCCAUGCUGAUCGAUGAGCUGUAUGGGCUGGUGGUGGAUGCGAUUUUCGGGUUCAGCUUCAAGGGAGCCGUGCGGGAGCCUUUUGGCAGCAUCCUCAAGACUCUGGAGCAAGUCACCAUUCCCAUCGCCAGCAUCGACAUCCCCUCCGGCUGGGACGUGGAGAAAGGCAACCCCGACAGCAUUCAGCCCGACAUGCUCAUUUCUCUCACUGCCCCCAAGAAGGCUGCGCAGCAUUUUGCCGGCCGCUACCACUUCCUGGGGGGCAGGUUUGUGCCAAUGGCGCUGCAGAAAAAAUACUCGCUUCAUCUGCCACCCUACCCCGAGACUGACUGCGUCCUGCAGUUGGCCUAGUGGCGGGGAGGCAGCGAAGGAGAGGGGUGAUUUGACUGCAAAGCGGAAAUGAGUCCUGCCCAGCAUAACUGAAUCAAACAGGCGCUGGAGUGGGGAGGGGGGGUUUGCUAGUUAGAAGGGGAGGAGCAAGGGUGGGGCCUAGUUUUGCUGUGUCAGGAAGGCCUGGUUCUACAAAGCGCCCUUUGCCAGGUGCUGAUCUCAGGGGAGUGGGCGCUCAGCACCUCGUUUGGUCUCUGUCCAUUUGGCACCCGGAAAUCCCCUGCAUCGCUCUGCCUGGCAGGCCCAGAGCCAGCUGUGGUAGGCACAUGGGUGCAGGGGACUGUGUUUGGUUCCACCCACUGCCUUUCGCAGUCAGCGGCAGGCUCUGCACGGACUUUGGAUCAGACCCAAAAAGUUCAUUAAAACAAGGGGGGUGUUGUUGGGAGUUACUGGAGGCUAGCAGUGAAGAUCUCUCACCAACUGUGUUUAAUACUUCCCCAGGCUUCACAGCUGCUGCCGGCCCCGAUGUGUAUAUAAAAUCAACCUUUGUUUUUCUCUGCAAUAAAAGAUUUAUUGACAUUAAAAA